Molecule: messenger RNA, 1539 nt
Organism: Colossoma macropomum (tambaqui)
Lineage: Eukaryota; Metazoa; Chordata; Actinopteri; Characiformes; Serrasalmidae
Gene: leap2
Product: liver-expressed antimicrobial peptide 2
Exons: 3
Coding region: 151-435 (94 amino acids)
Biological process (GO): defense response to bacterium; antimicrobial humoral immune response mediated by antimicrobial peptide
Source: RefSeq, a predicted model, not a curated record
AGGCAGAGAGAAGGAGAGGCUGAACAAAGAGAGAGGGAGGUGAGGGGGAGACGAGCAGACUGGAAGUCUCAGUAGGGUUGACUGGAAAAUAUUCAAGGCUGUAAAGUCACUAUUGCCAGAGUUUACAGAUAGAAAACAUAUUCACUCAGCAUGCAGGAGCAAAGACACUUCAGCAGAAAAGCUGUGGCAACUUGGUGCCUGGUGCUCAUUGUGCUUGUCCAGCAGGUGACUUCUAGUCCUGUUCCAGAGCUGGGCAGCAGCUCGGGUUCUCUGAAAGGAGCUCAGAGGUCACUCAGGAGGUCAGCUCGCAUGACGCCUCUUUGGAGGAUCAUGGGCACUAAACCCUAUGGAGCCUAUUGCCAGAAUAACUUUGAGUGUACCACAGGCUCAUGCAGGGAUGGCCACUGUUCCUUCAUCCAUCAAAUUCAGUCCUAAGAGUGGGAAAUGUUUCUACAUCUCCAGCCCAAGUGAGGAUGACUGUCCAGCCCCUGCAUGAAAACCUAUUUUUACCUGGUGGAAUCAGACAAAGGGCUCGAUUCAGUCAGCAGUAAGGGUAAAAUGUAACAUGUAGCGCAGUGUGUCCGAAGGCAGGCUAAACAAAGAGUAGGUUAGAGUGUUUGUGUCUACUGAUAGGCAAAACAAAAUGGUCUGAAGUUUUUAGGUGGGCAUGUUACUCAUAAUAAAUUAUAAUCAUAUUAGCUCAUAAUACUGUAUGUAUCUCUCCAGUGUAUCAACAUAGACCUCAUAACCUACAGUACAGUAUAUUUAUACUACUACAUUAUGUCUUCUAUUUAAUAACAAAUCUUUCUAAUGUUUUCUGACCAAGGUCAGCAUAUUUUAUGUACUACACAUAUAUCAGAUUUCAGGUGGUGCUAGUGAUGGAGGUGUAAUGGGUACAGUACUGGACAAACAUUAAGCCUAGAAACUGGUUAUUUCCAGGAAAGCAUUCAUUAGUAUUAGAUCAUGCCAUGAGUGGAUGCUAUGCAAGUAGAUCUGGCAGCAUGUUGUAAGUACAGAUUGUGCAGAGUUUCAACCUGAGUGUCAAUGAACUACAGAUAUUCUGGGGUAGAAAAGGGAGAGAAAGCAUGAACAAAAGUGCAAAGGUAGCCUCUGUCAGCUGAGGGAAGCUAUUAAUAAUGUCAUGUUGCUCAUAUCAGUUUCAGUUCUAAUGUUUUUCAGGUUUUUUUUUAACAUAACUGAACGCUUUUCUAUUUAUGUAACUGCUGAUCCAGAACUGACCUUUGUCAUACAUCUUGACUGACAUAACUGUCAAUUUUCAAAUGUCCUUCUAUGUUCCAGAUAAUUUAUUUAUUAUAUUCCUUAUAUACUCAUUUUGUAGUCUUCAGCUGAGGCUUUUCACUGGCUCAGAAAGUAAGAAAUGUUCUGAUACUGUAACCUUAGUCAGGUAUUUAGAUAAGUCAUCCUUGAAUCUGUGUGUACUGUUUGUGUGCUUUCAAUAUAGUACAUUUUCCUGUUAUGCAUGCUGCAUGUGAUAUUUGAAUGAAACAUUAUUAAGUAAAUAAAAACACUUUUAUAUGA